UCAACGAUCGCCAAGAUCCUACUAAAACACAGUUUUCAAACUGAAACGAUUCGCUCCCUAUCAUGGCAGAAGCUAGGCUUGCCGUGGGCUUCCAGUUACAAGUCACUGAGGAAGGAAUACAUCUUCAUUUCGACAGCGAUGCUUUUAAAUUCGUCCUUCGCGCCAUGGCAAAAACAGCCAAAAGACGCGUAAACGAUCUGAAACAUGCUAUUUUGAAGCGUUCCUUCCCGGCUACACCAGCUUCAUGGUUCGUUCUAGUUGCUGCAUUGAGUGCUGCCAGGUAUUCUGAGCAUCAAGCGACAUUAGGAGUCCUCAGAAAGCUAGAAGGAGGGAUUCCAGGUGCCCAUAAUCUCAACCAAUCAACUGUCAUUGCUCUGGCUGUGCUGUUUGUUGCUACAGUAUUAUGGCUAUUGAUAGGGAACAUUCUGCAGUUUACUUUGCGUCAGCUUCUAAAAUACCGGAAAUUUCUUUAUGAGCCAAGAGGUAAAAUAUCAUUUAAGACAAGGUGUUGGUGGACCCUUGUUAAACUCUUUGGAGGCCGUAAUCCAUCUUUGUUCAGUUAUGAGAAUUCUAUGCCUUACCUCCCAGUACCUGACUUGGAUCAAACUGUUCAAAAGUACUUGGAAUCUGUUGAACACCUUAUGGAUUCUGAGAAGUACCAAAGAAUGGAAAUGUUGGCAAAAGAAUUUAAGGAUACAGUUGGAUCAAGACUGCAAAGAUAUCUUGUCCUGAAAUCAUGGUGGUCAACCAACUAUGUUACUGAUUGGUGGGAGCAGUAUGUCUACCUGCGAUCAAGGUCUCCAUUAAUGAUCAACAGCAACUACUAUGGAGUGGAUAGUGUCAAUCAUCCAACCAAGGUCCAAAGUGCCCGUGCUGSCAACUUCAUUCAGGCUUUAUUUUACUACCGAAAGCAGAUCCUAAAAGAGAAAUUGGAACCUCAAUUUGCACUUGGUAUUGUCCCUGUGUGCUCAUUUCAAUUUAGUAGGAAUUUUGGCACCACAAGAAUUCCUGGCAAAGAACAAGACCGGUUAGAAACUUACAAUAGUGCCACUCACAUUGCUGUGUACCACAGAGGAAGAUUCUUUAAGCUUGAAUGCUACUUUAGAGGAUACCUUCUCAAACCUGCUGAYUUAGAGAGGCAAAUUGAAAAAAUUCUUAAUGACAACUCAGAGCCAUUGCCAGGCGAAGAACUUCUGCCAGCAUUGACUGGAGCUAACAGGACUGUUUGGGCUGAAGCCAGAGAAAAAUAUCUAAGAGAAGGAGUCAAUAAAACUUCUUUAGAUGUCAUUGAAAAGGCGGCAUUUGUACUUUUCCUGAAUGAAGAAGAGAUGGAUUAUUCAGAGGAGAGUUCAGAUAACCUCGAUAGAUUUGCUCACCAUACUAUCCAUGGUAAUGGCCAUAACAUUUGGUUUGACAAGUCCUUCUCUUUGAUGGUGUUUAAGAAUGGACGGAUUGGGUUCAACUUUGAACACUCAUGGGCCGAUGCACCCAUUUGCUCUCACAUGGCCGAAUGUAUUGUCACAGAUGAUGUUAAAUACUUAGGUUAUAAGGAAAAUGGGCACUGCAAGGGUGAACCUUUGUUCGAAAAUCUUCCAAAUCCGGCAAGAUUAGAGUGGGAUAUACCUCCCCAGUGUGUGGACGUAAUUGAAGAAUGCCAGCGCAAAUCUAAACUACUCAUUUCUGACUUGGAUAUUCACAUUAAAGUUUUCAACGAGUUUGGAAAAGGAGUGAUGAAGAAAUGCAAAGUCAGCCCUGAUGCCUUUAUCCAGAUGGCUUUACAACUGGCUUAUUACAAGGAUCAAGGACGAGUUGACCUGACUUAUGAAUCAUCUAUGACCCGACUCUUCAGAGAAGGUCGUACAGAGACCGUAAGAGCUUGCACUAAAGAAUCAACCAUCUUCGCAAAAGCAAUGAUGGAUCCUAAGAAGACGAAAAGCGAGAGGAAAGAACUUUUUCAGAAGGCAGUGGAUCGACAUGUUUUGGGGUUCAGACAAGCAAUGGAGGGUAAAGGAAUUGACCGUCAUUUGUUCUGUUUGUAUGUGGUGUCCAAGUAUCUUGAAGUUGAUUCUCCAUUUCUGAAUGAGGCUCUGAGUGCUUCAUGGAGGCUGUCGACUAGUCAGACCCCAACGAACCAGACCAAGAGACUAGACUUGAGUAAGAACCCAGAACUGUCAACUGCUGGCGGAGGCUUUGGGCCUGUUGCUGAUGAUGGUUACGGUAUAUCUUACAUCAUCGGUGGAGAACAUCUCUUGUUCUUCCAUGUGGCUUGCAAGAAAACUGCGCCAAAUACCAAUGCAAAGAGAUUUGGAAACACGAUUGCUGAAAGCUUGAAGGAGAUACGCGAUCUUUUUGUUUGAAAUCGAACAGAAACAAGAUUUAUGGGAAGUGAAUGGGAAAAAAGUAAAGGCCAAUUAAACGACGUUAUCUUGCCACAGCAAAGGACCUGUUUACUUGCCYUUAUGAUCAAAAGUCUCACAAUAAUUUGAGAUGUGUCAUUGAAGGUAUACAAAUAACUAUAAUUAACAUAUUUUGAUAAAUAUAUAUUGUCUACCUGUUCUACUAUUUACAUUUACGGYACGGACAGCUACUAGAUUUCAAAUCGAGUCUAGUCUUGGUUUGUGGCUUCCGUCGAUUAAAUUAGCACACUGUCUGAGUGAUUUUUUGAUCGGCGGAAGUUAAAAAUCCCGACGUUCUUGGGCUGAGUUGGAGUUGGUCGCGGCCAUAAUUAUGGGAAUGAGUGUAAUGUUAUUCAUGCAUUUCGAUCGUAAUCAGAAAAUAUUCAUAGAUUCUUCGUAAUUGCUACAGUAUUUAGCUUUUUUAAUCACCAGAGACGCAGGCAUAGAGUGUAAUUGUAUAUGAGUGGAAAAUUGAUGCUCGUGUAUCAAGAAACGGAGUGAACCAAACACUACAAGCGAAUUGACCACUCAUUUUGCGCUUUUAUAAGUUGCGCUUGCGUCGCUGGCAAGAACCAGGUUUUACAAACAAUAAACUUGCGUGGAUUAAGUCUGCUCASUUAGACAAAGGUAAAUAAUGAAGUAAGGGAGUGCUCUCAGUCUAUGUGGUAAACCCAGCCUAAAUCAGAUAUAGAUUUUAUGUGAUAUUGUGCUCCUUGAUCUGUUGCAAGAGCCUUUCAGCUCAGGAGUUAAGUGAUCAUAAAAUUGCUGAUGUCAAGGCAAGGCUGUCGAGAAAAUGUAAAGUUAUAAUUUUAUUUUAUUUUUUUGGUUUAAGUCAUUGUAAUAAAGCAAAAAGACUAUUUAACAAUUUAGGUAGUGUGAAAAUUGCGCAUCCAAUAAUUAUACAGCUGAAGGGAAAUGACUUGCAUAAAAUACUUYAAAAUAACUUUUGCGAAAGUAUAUUAGCUGUGUUUGAAGAUAAUUAUCCAAUAAACAAUACACUCAAUUGCAAAAUCAUUGUCGGGUUUAAAACAGAGCAUAGCUGAGACCGAAAGGUAUUCUGCGAAAUGGCGGUUAUCCUCUGAAGUUUUUCAUUUAAAAUAAACAUUCAAUAUGAAACGUGUUUAAAGCCUCAAUGACUCUCGUCGGUGCAACAAUUUAUAAACAUUCCAGGAGUUGUAUGACUGCUACAUUAAAUUAACGUGUAUCCCAUGUACCAUAUCGGUCUCAGCUUCUAUGUUCUCUGUUUUUGUACCCGGUAAUGAUUUUACGAUUGAGCCGGUGUAUGUUGUAUAUUGUGCUUCCGGUUUUUGCAAAACGCAGUCCCAGGGUCCGGUUGCAUGAAGGUUUCUAAAAAAAAAAAGAACGGGUUCUCAUAUCUAAAGAGAGCUUUAUGCCACCAGACCCCAGGUUACGAAAUGGGAAGUGUAAGUUACCUGAGUACUAUAAAUCGAACGCUUGUGAAUUAUAUUAGUAGAGUGAAGUCAUUAAACGCGUAAAAUAGAUAUUAGACUAAUACACGUUAGUAGACCAUAAUUCCAUUGUUUUCUUUUGUGUCUAUUCUUAUACUAAACAUUUUAUUUCGCGGGUUAAAUGCCUUCAUUCUAAUAAGGUUUGAUAUCGUGUAAUGAGAUAUAUGUUUUGCAAUAAAUAAUCAGUGAUGAGUGUGUAUAA
This is a messenger RNA of Actinia tenebrosa (Australian red waratah sea anemone), 4067 nucleotides long. Its product is annotated as carnitine O-palmitoyltransferase 1, muscle isoform. Gene Ontology annotation, cellular component: mitochondrion. The record is from RefSeq and is a predicted model, not a curated record. Gene Ontology annotation, biological process: fatty acid metabolic process; carnitine metabolic process. Gene Ontology annotation, molecular function: carnitine O-palmitoyltransferase activity. Lineage: Eukaryota; Metazoa; Cnidaria; Anthozoa; Actiniaria; Actiniidae.